This is a messenger RNA of Cyclocybe aegerita, 1131 nucleotides long. NCBI's taxonomy places the organism in Eukaryota, Fungi, Basidiomycota, Agaricomycetes, Agaricales, Hemipholiotaceae. The record is from the annotation of a GenBank genome assembly.
AUGCCAAGGAGAUCAAACAAGCGCGUCAAAUACAGCCUUUUUAGUGAAAAUUCAGCGAACGUCGAGUCAACGGCGAAGCCCAACGCCAAACAAACCUCGAAGAUUCUAGAGUUCCCAUACGAGCUGAUCCUUGAGAUCCUCUCCUACUUUGAGGCGCUCCCAGUUCCUUUCACCCCGGACGAUGCGCGAAUGAACAGCUUCAGCACACAUCUACCGGAGAGCACCUUAGAGCGCUCGGAUACUCUGCGUGCGCUAUCCCAAACCUGCCGCAUGUGGCGCAAUGUUUUCUUGCCGAUGGUCUGGCAGAACCUCGAAGUAUCUGCGACGCACUCACAGUCCGCCGCUUGGUAUAAGGUCUUCGGGGAGGCACUUAUCAGGAAGUCCAAGCUCGUUUGUGAUAAUCCCGAUAUCGCAUCGCUUGUUAGGAGCUAUACAGUCAUUAUUUCACGCUACUCGCCAUUCACCGUCCUUCCCGCAUUUGUACAAACUAUCGAAGCUCUACCGAACUGCCAUACCCUCCAAAUUCUACGCGCGCAUCAUAAGAUGUCCACCAUGUUCAAAGGCGCCUUCGAAGGGCGUUCCUUUCCCCAAAUUCGAACUGUUGUCCUACCAUCUCAGGCGCAUCACGUCCUGCGCUGUUGUCCCGAGGCGCGCAGGGUGAUUUGCAACAGUUACGAUCAUGGUAGCCAGCUCGUUAGUGCCAUUGCCAAGAACUGCAAGAAGGUCGAGGUGAUCGAAGGCUUGCAUUGGUGGCACGGGGACAACACCAUCGAACGCAUUCCUCGAGCGAUGCCAAAACUCCGAAUUAUCAAAUUUAGUUCACUUGUACACCCAGACGUCCUCAAACCCCUCGCCAAGCUAACGAAGUUGGAAACGAUCGUGUUCCCCACAACCGCUCAAGACUUCGACACUCUCAUCCAGUCUCAUGAUCACCGCCAAGAGCUUGCCUUCAUCAAAAGUGCGAAAGAGCUCUCGCGGAACUCGAAAGCCACCGGUCGCAAGACCAUCGUCGUUCGAUACACUCAAUGGCGUCCAACUGCGAACAGCUACGUGUCGUGGUCCAAAGUCAUCGAACUCAACGAUAAGUCUCUGGAGUUGCCCACCUCCAGUCGUACGCUCCACGUCUCCUAA